Tinamus guttatus (white-throated tinamou) is the source of this 3057-nucleotide messenger RNA. Lineage: Eukaryota; Metazoa; Chordata; Aves; Tinamiformes; Tinamidae. The record is from RefSeq and is a predicted model, not a curated record.
CUUCGUGCUGGAGGCCUUCCGCUUCAAGGACUCUCUGGCCGAGGACUUGCGACGAGCAGACCUAGUCAUCAGCCACGCAGGUGCAGGUAGCUGUUUGGAGACACUGGAAGAAGGAAAACCACUAAUAGUGGUAAUAAACGAAAAGCUGAUGAACAACCAUCAGCUUGAAUUGGCAAAGCAACUCCACAGAGAUGGACAUGUUCUCUAUUGUAAUUGCAGCACUCUUGUGGAGACACUGCAGUCAAUGGACUUGUCGACUUUGAAACCCUUUCCUCCUGGACAGCCAGAAAAAUUUGCUUUGUUUUUGGAUAAAGCAGGCUGGAAGAAGUACUUCGGGCAGAAGUCCCUCAGCGAGGUCACCAUGGACGAGUACCUGGGCAGCCUGGGGCUCUACCGCAAGCUCACGGCCAAGGACGCCUCGUGCCUCUUCCGCGCCAUCUCGGAGCAGUUGUUUUCAUGCCAGAUCCACCACCCCGCGGUGAGGAAGGCGUGCGUCACCUUCAUGAGGCAGCACCAGCGCAACUUCGAGUCGUACGUGGAAGGCUCGUUUGAGAAGUACCUGGAGCGCCUGGGAGAUCCAAAGGAAAGUGCUGGCCAGCUGGAAAUAAGUGCCCUGUCAGUAAUCUACAAUCGAGACUUUAUUCUGUACCGGUACCCUGGAAAGCCACCCACCUAUGCUACAGACAAUGGCUUUGAAGACAAGAUUUUACUGUGUUGUUCCGGCAAUGGCCAUUAUGACUCUGUGUAUACAAAACAAUUCCAGGCAAAUGCUGCUAUUUGCCAGGCUGUACUGUAUGAGAUCCUGUACAAAGAUGUAUUUGCCAUGGAUGAGGAAGAAUUAAGGUCUGCAGUUGAGAUGUUUCGAAGUGGGUCUAAGAAGAACAGGAACAAUGGUGCUGUAGGAAGUGAGGAUGCAAACUUCGAUUGUUUUCCUGAAAAAGUAUCCAAAAUCUCGCCAGAAAAGAGAAUGGAAGACUGGGAAGGCAAUGAUAGCGACAACCCACCGGAGGAGAAAUUCAAGCAAGGCACUGAGGAAGCAAAGCUUCCAGAAAAUCCUUCGAAGAUGCCCUUUCCAUAUAAAGUGCUAAAGGCUCUGGACCCUGAGAUCUAUCGAAAUGUAGAGUUUGAUGUUUGGCUGGACAGCAGAAAAGAACUUCAAAAAACAGACUACAUGGUGUUUGCUGGGCGACAGUACUAUUUAGGAGACAAGUGUCAGGUACGUCUGGAGCCUGGAGGUAAGUAUUACAAUGCUCAUAUCCAGGAAGUUGGACAGGAUGGCAACACGGUGACUGUAUUCAUUGAAGAACUGGCAGAAAAGCAUAUGGUUCCUUUGGCAAACCUAAAACCCGUGACACAAGUGGCACCUGUCCUUGCUUGGAAUGUAGUUCCUAGCCGUAAAGGAGGAAGCUAUCAGAAAUUAACAGGUGGAUACUUCUCAGGAAUAGAAAUGGAUAUGAAAACGCGGAAGAGAUUGCUUAAGAAAGUCCGUGGAAAGGAAGUUUUUAUGACUGUGGCCUAUAGUCGAGGUCAGCCAGUUCUUCCACCCCGGCUAGGGUGCUCUUCUCCAGUUCACUGUGUGCAGGGUGGUGGAAACGUGGCACCUUACGAACCCUAUCAUCCUCAGAAUCCUCCUCAGAGACAUGGCCGUGGAUUUGGGAUGCCGAGGGGAUCUGCCCGAUUUAUAAACAGGCACAACAUGGUUGGCCCUCAAAUAGCAUUCUACCCCAGUCCAGGAAAGAGAUGCUAUCAGAGCUAUGACAAUUUCUCCUACAGGUCCCGUUCAUACAGCCGUAGUCGCCGUCAGAUGCAGUGUGUGAAUAAGGAAUGUCAGUAUGGGUUUGUACCAGGAAAUGGAGAGGACCCUCAAGGAUCAGAAGAAACAAUAACUUUCUAUGAAAUUGAAGAAGGAGAUGAAACUGCUUUUCCUCCUUUACCAAGCCAGGGCAGCCCUGCUCCCAUUGUCCAUGGUCCAGCAGGGUUCUGGGUAGCAAGGAGAGGCCCCAACUCUGUUCCAGUAAAUAAGCAGGCCCUGAAUUCCUCAGGGGAGGAAUUGGAAGAAACAGGUGAAAACGGGAAGUUUCACGAAGAAUACAUCUAUGCACCUUCAGAUCCAGACUGUGAAACUGCAACAGUAUUUAGUUCAGCAGAACCUACAGCAAACUUGGAAGAAGGGACGGUGUCUGUCUCUCCUCAAGAAGGAGUUGCUUCCUACAGUUAUCCCCAGAAGGUGAUGGUGAAUUCUGCAGUGAUCUCAACCUCCACCUGUGUUAAUGCUGCUCCAGCUACAGUUUUCUCCUCAAAUUCUGCUGCUUCCACUCAAGCCAGUGUCACAACAGCAGUUCCUCCACAAACAGCAGUGCAACCAAUCCUAGUAUCCCCCCCUUCUAUAGGGAGGCCAGAUACAAAGGUUUUGCAGUACUAUUUUAAUCUGGGAUUGCAAUAUUAUCAUCAGAGCUAUUGGCAUUCCAUGGUGUACGUACAGCCAGUGCCGCCACCGUCAGCUGUGGAAGCUUAUCCAGCAUAUCCCGAGCCUGCUCCCAUCCUGGAGCAGCCAGUACCUCAACUCUACACUGAUACGGGGCGUCCUGAAGUCCAUCCAGUUCCCCUGGAAACCCCUGCCAAUGGUCACUUUCAAAAUGCCGAGCCUCCACCCCCGUCCCAUGGAACAGUGUAUUAUCCAGUGGUGUCGGAUCCCUUCAACCAGCCGCCUCUCCCUGGGUUUGACUCUUGUAUCUCUUUAGUACCUACCUACCACUACAUUAGUUCUUGGCAUCCAGUAAAUCCGUCCUAUGGGAAUUCUCCCCGAAUUCCUAAUGCUGUAAGUUCUGGACCACUGCACCAAGUCAGCUAUAUUACCUCACCUAACCCUGCACCGCACUACGUACCUCAAGGAAUGUGACCCUGAGAGGUGUGUAAGCUCACUCCUUGCAUGUGGUUUCUCUUGUUUCUUUUUUGUCAACUAUAUGUUAAUAUUGUUUCAUAACUGCUAUCCUAUCCCAGUGGGCUGGGUACUGGUUGAGUAAACUGAAUUUCAUUUGAAUUUCAUAUUUCUCUUCU